Messenger RNA from Tarenaya hassleriana, 1111 nucleotides. RefSeq names its product VQ motif-containing protein 33-like. The coding region runs from base 155 to 919 and encodes 254 amino acids. Lineage: Eukaryota; Viridiplantae; Streptophyta; Magnoliopsida; Brassicales; Cleomaceae. The transcript has a single exon. The record is from RefSeq and is a predicted model, not a curated record.
AGAAAUGAAAUGGACAUAAAAACAUCAAAAAAUCCAUAUUAUAUUAUAUUCACACAUAAGCAACUUCCACUCUUCUUCUUCUUCUUCUUCUUCAACAAUUCUCUCUCUUCUCUCUCUCUCUCUCUCUCUCUCUCACGAGGGUACGUGUAUAUCUAUGGAGGUUUCUGCAACUUCCAUGGCUUCGAAACCAGAAGAUAUUCAUAACCCAUCUUCGGGAAUGGUGUCUUCUUCGAGAGGAGAGGAGAGUCCAAAGCCACAGGUCCAGAUUCAGACAAGAUCUGAGCAUGUUGUCUCAGCUCCUUAUCCGACAACGUUUGUUCAAGCCGACACUUCCACUUUCAAACAUGUUGUUCAGAUGCUCACUGGCUCGUCGGAAACCACCGUGAAACAUCAAGAAUCUCCGCCGCCGCCGCUGCUUCCGGGGAACAACAAGGGAUGCUUCUCGAUCCCGCCGAUCAAAAAGGCCAACAGCUUCAAGCUCUACGAGAGAAGACAAAACAACAGCAACAGUAACAGUAGCAGUAACAACAUGUUCAUGAUCAACACGUUGAGGGUCCAUAGUACUCCGAGGUUGAUGUUCUCAGGGAACAAUCAUGGCCAUGGUCAUGGUCAUGGUCAUAGCCCGGGAUUCUCGCCGAGGAACUCGGAGAUUCUUCUCUCUCCAAGCAUGCUUGACUUUCCAAAGCUAGGGCUGAACAGCCCGGUUACACCUCUGAGCAACGAUGACCCCUUCAACAAGGCAUCGCCUUUAUCCCUUGGAAAUUCGUCUGAAGAAGAAAAGGCCAUUGCCGAAAAAGGGUUUUAUCUUCACCCAUCUCCCAUUUCUACUCCACGGGAUUCUGAGCCUCAGCUUCUGCCUCUGUUCCCAGUCACUUCCCCUAGAAUCUCCUCUGAUUCAUCUCCUACACAUAGAGAUUGAAGCGUAUAUAUAUCUGAUUUGCUUCUAUAUUAUAAUUUCUUUUCCUUGGAAUGGUAUGUGAAAGCCUGUCCCUUUUUUUUCUUUGUAUUCUCCCCGGCCUAAUGGAGCAUUGUAAAUUCCAUGUGUCACUGUCUUUGGACACUGAUUUGGUCUUUAUUUUUUGUUAUCCAAUGAGAACAGAUAAUAUUAUUA